Cydia amplana is the source of this 1080-nucleotide messenger RNA. RefSeq lists its product as uncharacterized. The transcript is spliced from 2 exons. Lineage: Eukaryota; Metazoa; Arthropoda; Insecta; Lepidoptera; Tortricidae. The record is from RefSeq and is a predicted model, not a curated record. Bases 36 to 977 code for a protein of 313 amino acids.
GUUAAGAUUGUAAGAAAUUCGGAAAAAAAACCAAGAUGGAAUCGGUUCUUACUCCCCCGUUGCCGUUUAAGUUUGAGGAAAAUGUAACCAAUAUGGCGUUCGGCAGUUUGUGUGAAUCUUGGGAGAAGUGGAAGAAUGGUUUUCAAAUAUACGUGAAGGCAUGCGAACUUAAUAAGAAAACGGAAGAAAUACAAAUGAACAUAUUUUUACACGUCGUAGGGGAACAGUGCCGUGAGAUAAUAGAACAAAGUACGACGAAAUGUACAACACUAGCGGCCGUAAUAGCUCUAGUCGAUAAUCAUUUUAAAGCGAAAAAAAACGUAACGGUCGAGCGUCAUCGGUUUUUUACUCGUCAACAAGGUGAACAUGAGUCCAUAGACCAGUACGUCUUUGAAUUGAGAAAAUUGGCUCAGUCAUGCGAGUUUGGUACCCUAAACGACGGAUUAAUAAAAGAUAGGCUGGUAUGCGGAAUCGUGAGCGCAGCGAUUAGGGAGCGGUUGCUACGCGAGGACGACCUAACGCUAAACAAAGCGUUAGAAAUAUGUCGGGCUGCCAUAGUGUCGAAAAUGUAUUCGGAGGACAUUAAACGAGAGUGUACAAGUGAGAAUAAAGGUAACGAAGUCUGUGCGGUAGCUAACAAAGAAGUGUACGAGUCGAGUCGGUCAGGUGCAAGAGUCGAGGCAAAAUCGAGUCGUAGGACGGGUACCGGACGAGGAUGGCGCGGGCGCGGAUGGGCGCCUGGCUCGGGGCGUGGCGGCGCGCCGGGCGCGGCGGGCCCGGCCGGCGCUCAGCACCGCGCGCCGUACGCGCAUCGCGGAGGCGGGUGCGGCCAGUGCGGCGGCGUUCACAAGAAGUACGACUGUCCGGCAUAUGGCAGGAGCUGCAUGAAAUGUUCCAGACCGAAUCAUUUUGCCAGGAUGUGCAGGGUGUACAUGGUGGAAGAGUCCGAGGACCAGGAUAGUGAGGGCUCCAGAUAGAUGGGGUAACUGGAUCUAACAACAGAUGUCUAUGCUCAACGGAGGACGGGAGACGCAUCCCAAAUAACUUCUAUGUACUAAAAUAAUCAACAUAGAAUACCUA